Messenger RNA from Lytechinus variegatus (green sea urchin), 4567 nucleotides. RefSeq names its product cullin-1-like (gene cul1). Gene Ontology annotation, biological process: SCF-dependent proteasomal ubiquitin-dependent protein catabolic process; protein ubiquitination. Gene Ontology annotation, cellular component: SCF ubiquitin ligase complex. The record is from RefSeq and is a predicted model, not a curated record. Gene Ontology annotation, molecular function: ubiquitin protein ligase binding. Bases 394 to 2712 code for a protein of 772 amino acids. NCBI's taxonomy places the organism in Eukaryota, Metazoa, Echinodermata, Echinoidea, Temnopleuroida, Toxopneustidae. The transcript is spliced from 20 exons.
CGGUGCUGCACGCAUUAAAAACAUUAACAGACGUCCGAAUACCGGUGAUUUUUCAACAUUGAUACUAUUAAAAAACAACAUUUUCUUCACAGUUCCAUCAUUCAAUCAACGAAAGUUAAGAACAAUGUCAUCAGCAUAUGAGACUGAAGUUCUAGCUCCAAGGCUACAACCAGCAGACUAGAUUAAUGCAUUUGCAACAGGUUCCUUAUAAAUGGUAGUUAUUCACCAUUUAGUUUCCUUGUGAUAUUACUUCAUAUCUUGUAAUCAGUCAUUAACUUUAAAAUGCAACUUUAUAACUGCACUCUCCGCAAGAGCGAUAUUUUAUACUGAGGAUUGAUACAUUGCUAUACUGAAGGCAACUUUUCCAAGAACCUCUGAAAACUUUCCACAGAAAUGUCAAACAGACCAAAUAGAGGUCCAAACCCUCAUGGGUUGAAACUAACUAGCUUAGAUCAGAUAUGGGAUGAUUUGAGAGCAGGUAUUCAACAGGUCUACUCCAGCCAAGCAAUGCCCAAGAAACGCUACAUGGAGCUGUACUCCUAUGUAUAUAACUACUGUACAAAUGUUAAUCAGCUUCAGCAGGCUAGGACAAGUUCAGCUAAGAGCAAAAAGGGAACAGUGCAAGGUGGCGCACAAUUUGUGGGCCUAGAACUCUACAAAAGACUUCGGGAUUUUCUUAGAGAUUAUCUUGUGAGCCUAAGACAAGAUGGCUCUGACCUUAUGGAUGAGAGUGUAUUGACAUACUACACAAAGCAAUGGGAAGAUUACCAAUUCUCCAGCAAGGUAUUGGAUGGCAUGUGUUCCUACCUCAACAGACAUUGGGUAAGGAGAGAGUGUGAUGAAGGGCGCAAAGGCAUCUAUGAAAUCUACUCACUUGCUCUUGUCACAUGGAGAGAACACUUGUUCAAACCACUCAAUAAACAGGUCACUAAUGCUGUUUUGAAGUUAAUUGAACGGGAGAGACAUGGAGAACCCAUCAACACACGUCUGGUUAGUGGUGUGAUCCAGUGUUAUGUUGAACUUGGUUUAAAUGAAGAUGAACCAGCUACUAAAGGGCCAACAUUGAGUGUGUAUAAGGACUCCUUUGAAAGUCAGUUUUUAUCUGAAACAGAACGUUUCUAUACGUCAGAGAGCACUGAGUUUCUAAGACAGAACCCUGUUACAGAAUAUAUGAAGAAGGCUGAGACAAGAUUACUUGAAGAAAGAAGGCGUGUACAGGUUUACUUACAUGAGAGCACACAUGAUGAUCUUGCUAAGAAAUGUGAGAGGGUACUCAUCAAGAAACAUCUUGAAAUCUUCUACUCAGAAUUUCAGAAUCUCCUUGAUGCUGAUAAGAAUGAUGACCUUGCAAGAAUGUAUAGUUUAGUUUCACGCAUACCAGAUGGACUAGGUGAGCUAAUGACACUCCUAGAGACUCACAUUUGUAAUCAAGGAUUGGCUGCUAUUGAAAAGUGUGGAGAAACAGCUGUCAAUGAUCCUAAGCUGUAUGUACAGACUAUCCUUGAUGUUCACAAGAAGUAUAAUGCCUUGGUUCUCACUGCUUUCAACAAUGACUCAGGAUUUGUUGCAUCACUAGACAAGGCCUGUGGAAGAUUUAUCAACAGCAAUGCUGUUACAAAGAUGGCAAAUUCAUCCAGUAAAUCUCCAGAGCUCCUGGCUAAGUACUGUGAUUCACUGCUAAAGAAGAGUUCCAAGAAUCCAGAAGAAGCUGAAUUGGAAGAUACAUUAAAUCAAGUGAUGGUAGUGUUCAAGUACAUUGAUGAUAAAGAUGUUUUCCAGAAGUUCUACUCCAAAAUGCUUGCAAAAAGACUGGUUCAUCAUAAUUCAGCCAGUGAUGAUGCAGAGGCUAGUAUGAUUUCAAAACUCAAGCAAGCAUGUGGAUUUGAGUACACUUCCAAACUGCAGAGGAUGUUCCAGGAUAUUGGUCUUAGCAAAGAUCUUAAUGAGCAAUUCAAGAACCAUCUUGCAAGCAGUGAAGCACUGGAUAUUGAUUUCAGCAUUCAAGUUCUUUGUUCAGGGUCAUGGCCUUUCCAGCAAGGUUUUACCUUCAUUCUCCCUAGUGAGUUGGAGCGAAGCUUUCAACGGUUCACCACAUUCUAUGGUAGCCAGCAUAGUGGUAGGAAACUGAUGUGGAUAUUUCAGAUGUCUAAAGGAGAGCUGGUCACCAGUUGUUUCAAGAAUAGAUACACAUUGCAGGCUUCAACAUUUCAGAUGGCUGUACUAUUGCAGUUCAAUGUCUCAGAUUCUUACUCAUUACAACAGCUCCAUGACAACACACAGAUCAAAAUGGACAUACUGACUCAAGUAAUUCAAAUACUUCUCAAAUGCAAAUUGUUAGUUGGGAAUGGAGAUGAUGGUGAUGAUGAACUGAAGCCAACAACAGAAGUCAAGUUAUUCCAGGGCUACAAAAACAAAAAGCUGCGAGUAAACAUUAAUGUUCCAAUGAAAACAGAACAGAAACAGGAACAAGAAACAACACACAAACAUAUUGAAGAAGACCGAAAGCUUCUUAUUCAGGCUGCAAUAGUUCGUAUAAUGAAGAUGAGGAAAGCUUUGAGGCACCAACAGCUCUUGAGUGAAGUCUUGACCCAACUCUCUGGUCGAUUCAAACCCAAGGUGCCUGUUAUCAAGAAAUGCAUUGACAUUUUGAUUGAGAAGGAGUAUUUGGAACGUGUAGAUGGUGAAAAGGAUGUUUAUAGCUACCUAGCAUAGAAUGCUUAAUGCUUGGUAUGAAAGAACAACUUGGCCUUCACACAAAGAACUCAAGGGACACAUGUUUUUUCCCUGCUGAAAUCUGUCUUCUACUGACUUAAUAUAGUCAUUGUAGAUAGCCAUCUUUGUGAGAUGAUUCGGACCUUGGACCAUGCAAGACUUCAGUUUGUUCCAGUCAGGUCCUCACCACAAGUCACUUUGACCAAGCUUCAACAACCUUGAAUUUACCCAUUCAUCAUCAAGCAGAUUAGAAAAAAAGAAAUUUAGAUGUCAGUUCCAUGUUGAGGGGGAUUAUUUAUAGAUGUCUCACUGAUAUUUUUACUGGACUCACAAGACUUUGUUACAUCUUCAUAAUAUGAUGUCAUUUUUAACAAUCUACAUCUUGAAAUGCAAGUCCAUGUGGUGAGAUUGUUUUACCUGUUCAUACCAGAAAUAUUUUUUGCCCUGUAUAGAUAUCAUACAUAUUAAAUCACGGAUGUCAUGAUUGAUUUCCAAUGUCAAUGUCAUAUAGUCUCUCUGGACCAGACUGCCUGAAAAUUAUCAGGAAUGCAAAGAUUUAUAGUGGUCAGAACAUAUUUUAUUCACUGCAUAUUUAUGUUGUACAGUGUUCAUUACACUAUUUCCACCAUCUCUCUCAAAAGAAAUCUGGAUCUGAAUGCACGCUGUACCAAUAGUUCAUUUGAUUAUCAGUGUUUCAUUGUUUGGUUGUAUAGUUCUGCUAUAUGAUUUGUUUUCUCAUACUCACAUAGUAAAUAUGCAAAAUGCAAUAGGUCCCAGUAUGUUUUGUUUUUUUUUAAACAAAAUUAUAGUUUUCAUUUUUUUAAAGUUAAUUUAUAGACAUCUAUGCUAAUAAGUUGUAUUGAGAUUAACCUGAUGAAUUAGUUGGAAGUAAAGUUGUUGAACAAAAUAACAGAAACACAUUCAUUUACAUAAUAUAGGGUCUUGACAUUUGCCACGUCACAGUAUUUGAAGAAAUCUGUGCUCACAAAAAUGUAAUUCACCAUGAAAACUCAAAGUUGACUUGUCUUGUUCUCAUUUAAAGUCUUUACAUUUAGCAUGAAAGUUUAAUGUGAUUUGUACUUCCAUAUGUGAGUAUAUGAUAUUGUGACCAUGGUCUAAUCUGUCAGCAGCAUUCAGAAGAUUGUCAUUUGUUCAACUUAAAAGCCUGCUGCACAUUAUACAAUCUGACUGCGACAAUACUUUGAAAAAAAAUAUCAUAUUUUGCAUUGAAUAUCAAAGUUCAAAUAAGUGAAAACCAACUCAUUUGAAGUUCAGAGUAAUGCUAGGAAUACAAAAAUCCACAUUCUGCUUCCCUGCAAUACUUUUAGUCAAAGUAGAGUCGAGAUCAUCUUUAAUUUUAAAAUCAAGAUUGCUCUGAUGUAACUACAAUAUAGAGUUGACUGCUUUUAUUUGUACAGAUAUACUUGCAAUAGACCUGAAUUUUGAAUUUAGAAUUCAUACCAUUAUUUAGAACUUUGAUCUUAACAAUUUCAUUUGUUUGAAUGUUCAUAUCAAAUGCUAUUACAAAUAUUUCCGAAAUUGGAUUGCAGCAGCUUGUGUAGUGUGCAUUGGGCUCAAGAACAACUGCAGUCCUGGCAGAGGAUCUAUCAAAACACACUUCUGUAAAAACUAUAAUUUCAUUUAAAUAAGUCAUAGCAUUUGACUACCAAGCAGUACUUUUAUGAUAAAACCUUUUAAGUGAUUCUCUGUAGGUAUAACACGAACUCUUGGUUACAUGCAGCAUGCAAAUUACGUAAUAAUUGCGUAUGUAAUGGUUUGUACCAUUGUGUUCAAUACUAGUAAAAGAUGUCCAAGAAAAAUAAUUGCCAUUAUUUGUACCAGGGAGGAAAUACAU